UCCAAAACAAAUGUUUUGCAUGGCAGAUUUAGCAAAAAUCGCCACAAUUAUUUUGGAUAUUUUUAACAAUUCGCUUGCAAAAGUUUAAAAAUGAGUGACAGUGAAAACGAAAGUAUUCUAGAUCUGCUCGAAUGUGCUGAAGAGUAUGACAAAUUGAUGCAGGAAAAACUGAUAUCGAAUAGCAAAUCGGACGAAGCGACAAUACCUGCAAAUUAUGAUAAAAACAAACACACCGCCAGCCACAAUGAUACUCUGGAGAUACCUAUGGAAAAAGUAAUUUUUGGUGAUAGGAAGGAGUUGCUGAAAAAUUUUGCUGUUGCCGUAGGUGAAUCAAAUAAUGACAAACAAAACAACGAGGAGAAUGAUGGCGAAAGCGACGAUGGCAUUGAGAGUAGAAAACGCAAACCCGCCUGGACCGACGCAGAUGACACGGAUAUUACAUUGGGGGAGGUGAAAAGACGAACCCGUUUCUCAGGACCACUAGAUCAUUUGCGGAAAGACAAAGCUUAUAAAGACUACCUCACAGCGCGUUACGAACGCACAGUGCCCCAACCCAAAUGGGCAUCGUUGGAGCACAAAAAGGAAUUUGAUAAUUCAGACGAUGAGGCGCUUUUGCAGACAGUGGGUUUUGUGGAGAAGCCAGACACAACAAAUUUACUGCAAACGCAUCUACAAUUCAAGAGAUUGAAAGAUUUAAAUCGUGCUUCCUAUGCCGAAGGCUCUAUAACUAGUAUACAAUUCAUACCUAAAAGCACGGCAACACUUGUGGCUGGAUUAAGUGGAAUCGCCACUAUUUAUAGCAUUGACGGGGUGAAGAAUGAAAAGUUGCACAGCAUGCGUUUUGAAAGAUUCCCCAUCAUGUGUGCGCGUUUAAAGCCCUGUGGGACAAAGGCAGUAUUUGGCUCCACAAAGCGAAAGUACUAUGUUUAUGAUCUAAUGAAAGCACAGGAAAUGCAUUAUACAAUGCCGAAGGAUAUUACUACGGUGCGCAACUUCAGAAUAUCUCCAUGUGGACGCUACAUGGCCGUUGCUGGUCGUUUCGGGACCCUGCAUUUGUUCGAUGCCAACUCUCAGGAGCUAAUACACUCAUUUAAACAAGAGGAAGAUGUGGCAGCCAUUUGUUUUACCAGCGACUCAAAAACUAUCUUAUCCAGCUCACUAUCUUCCAAGAUACACAUUUUUUCUUUAACAAAGCAACGUCUAGUUCACAGUUUUAGUGAUGAUGGUUGUUUGAAUGGUAGUGCAAUGGACUUAUCUUUAGACCAACGUCUUCUCGCCACUGGCAGUAUGGAGGGUGUUGUUAACGUUUACGACUUCCAAAAAAUUCAAUUAUCCUUGACGCCGCAGCCCGAAAAGACUUUCAUGAAUUUGCGAACUAGCAUUUCAGAUGUAAAAUUCAAUCCCAACGCUGAAAUUUUGGCCAUGAGCUCAGCGGAAGUAGCUUCCGCUGUGAAAUUGGCACAUUUCCCCAGUGCAACAGUUUUUUCCAACUUCCCAGCAGUUAACAGCGAUAUUGGGAAAAUCCGUAUUGUAGAAUUCUCGCCCAACAGCGGAUAUUUAGCCUUGGGCAGCAUUCGCCAGCCAGUGAAUUUGCUACGUCUUAAACAUUAUAAAUAUUACUAAAAUAUUUUUUAUUUUUAUUUCCGGGGAAGUUAAAUAAAAUUCGUAUAAGCACGUUUUAUAGAAAACUGUAUUU
Molecule: messenger RNA, 1696 nt
Organism: Rhagoletis pomonella (apple maggot)
Lineage: Eukaryota; Metazoa; Arthropoda; Insecta; Diptera; Tephritidae
Gene: wcd
Product: U3 small nucleolar RNA-associated protein 18 homolog
Exons: 2
Coding region: 91-1623 (510 amino acids)
Biological process (GO): rRNA processing
Cellular component (GO): small-subunit processome; Pwp2p-containing subcomplex of 90S preribosome
Molecular function (GO): protein binding
Source: RefSeq, a predicted model, not a curated record